AUGCGCCUCCUUACGGACGACGCUGCGUGCGGAGCCCCGAUCGAGAUGGACGGCGAGUACGACCACCCGAUGCACUAUGCCGCUGUCGGCAUCAUCUUUGCGGCCUCGCUGCUCGGCAGUAUGCUCCCGGUCGUGAGCUCGUUCGUCGCGUGCCUCCGCAAUAGCCGGCGCGCGAUCGAGGUCCUCAACUCGUUCGGCUUUGGCGUCGUCAUUGCCACCGCCUUUAUCCACAUGAUCCCGCCCGCCAUGGCCACCCUCAGCGAUCCAUGCCUCGGCGUCGAGUACAGCGGGCUCGCGAUGGUCGUCGUGCUCGCGACCAUCUACGUCAUGCAGCUCCUUGAGACGGAGCUUGUGAUCCUCAUGUCCCGCGGCCACGUUGUCGACGAAGACGCCGUCAUCUUGCAGUCGGGGAAGCACAGCUUUGGCUACGCCGACCAUACAUCGUCCGAGCUCUCGGGGCAUGGCCACCUCGCGCACGGCCACGGGCGCCUUGUCGCAGGCAACUCGGCGCUGCGGCAGAAGAUUACUGUCGCCAUCUUCGAGGUGGGUGUGGCGAUUCAUUCGGUCAUCAUCGGCUUUGAACUCGGCGUGACGUCCGGUGCAACGUUCACGACGCUGCUCAUUGCGCUUUGCUUCCACCAGUUCUUUGAAGGCAUCGCUGUCGGCACGUCGGCGGUCUCGGCCUUUACGAGUCUGCGCGCGUCGCUCUUUACGGCCAUGGGGUACUCGAUCACGACGCCGCUCGGGAUUCUUGUCGGCAUCCUCGUCUCGGGCUCGUACAGCGAGACGUCGAUGGUGUCGCUCUGGGUCCGCGGCGUUCUGGACGCGGUGGCUGGUGGCAUCCUCGUCUACACGGGUCUCGUCGAGCUUCUUACGUACCAGUAUACGAUCAGCCCCGAGUUCCAUGCGCGACCGACGUGGGGCCGGUCCUUCAACUACACGGCGCUAUACCUCGGGUCGGCUGCCAUGGCCGUUGUUGGCCUGUAUGCAUAA
Molecule: messenger RNA, 993 nt
Organism: Saprolegnia diclina VS20
Lineage: Eukaryota; Oomycota; Saprolegniomycetes; Saprolegniales; Saprolegniaceae
Exons: 1
Coding region: 1-993 (330 amino acids)
Biological process (GO): zinc ion transmembrane transport
Cellular component (GO): plasma membrane
Molecular function (GO): zinc ion transmembrane transporter activity
Source: RefSeq, a predicted model, not a curated record